Pungitius pungitius (ninespine stickleback) is the source of this 1624-nucleotide messenger RNA. RefSeq names its product tubulin polymerization-promoting protein family member 2 (gene tppp2). The record is from RefSeq and is a predicted model, not a curated record. Gene Ontology annotation, molecular function: tubulin binding. Gene Ontology annotation, biological process: positive regulation of protein polymerization; microtubule polymerization; microtubule bundle formation. NCBI's taxonomy places the organism in Eukaryota, Metazoa, Chordata, Actinopteri, Perciformes, Gasterosteidae. The transcript is spliced from 5 exons. Bases 78 to 614 code for a protein of 178 amino acids. Gene Ontology annotation, cellular component: microtubule.
UGAAAAAUAGAAAGAGAUCAAGCACAUCAAGAUCAUCCUGAAUAUUUUCAAAGCAUCCUUUCAUUUACGGCAGCAGCAUGGCGGAGGGAUCAGUAUCCGCAGCAGAAGUGGAAACCUCCUUCCAGAAGUUUGCAGUUCAUGGAGACACAAAAGCCAGAGGGAAGGAGAUGAACGGCAAGAACUUUGCUAAGAUCUGCAAGGACUGCGCCAUAAUAGACGGCAAGAACGUCACCACGACAGACGUGGACAUAGUUUUCAGCAAAGUCAAGGCGAAGUCCGCUCGUGUGAUCACGUUUGAGCAGUUCAACCAGGCCCUGACAGAGUUGGCUCCCAAACGUUUCAAAGGCAAAAGCAAAGAGGAGUCUCUCCAGCAGCUGUACGGCCUCAUCGUUGGUAAGGAGCCUGCCAACGUCGGCGUCACUAAAGUGGCAAAGGCAGCAGCAGUGGACAGACUGACUGACACCACCAAGUACACCGGAGCGCACAAGGAGCGGUUUGACGAGUCAGGCAAAGGAAAAGGAAAAGUGGGGCGGGAGGACGUCCCGGACGGCAGUGGCUACGUGGGCGCUUACAAGGGCAGCGGCACUUAUGAGGAAAAGGUCAAAGAGGCAUAAUUCUGCAAACUUUAUUCAACAGGUAGAAUUAGCACUGUUAAAUAUUCAAAGAAUCUGAAAUGAAUUUUUAAUACAAAACAAAUUAACUGUGGAUGUUUGUUGCCCUGGCAAUAUUAACUAAAUCUAUUUAAUAUGCAAUUAGAGGAAAGAAAACUACAAGUAAGUGAAGACCGGCUUGCAUAUUUUAAGGAAACUAUUUCUAAAAAUAAAAUCCAGAGAUGAUGGACAACCGAUGUCUAAUCUGUUGUACGGGAGCAUGAAAGAUGAUGCCGAAUAUUUUCAAUGAUUCUUCAAGGACCAAAAAAAUAAAAACUGUACUUACAGCCAAGCAUGCUUUAAAUAAGCUUUAAAUAACACUGUGCCUUAGUAUCGAUGUAGCCACUAGAGUGAAUGCUAUGAUAUACAGUAAUGUGUUGGUAAACUCACUUAUCUUGAUGCAAUGGACGACGGCAGGUUUCAGGAAAUGAAGCUGCGUCAGCAGUUAGUCUUUUACUCGCUCGGCUCAUCACUCAAAGCUCAAUGGCUUUUGCAACUUAAACCACUCAGUGGCCGGAAUACGUCUUGUUAUGGCAUGUGAAUCAAAUCAUGAAUGAAAAUGUAUAUUUACGAGCAGUGAAGAACAGAGAAUGAUCCCUUGUUGAUGAAGCAACGACACAAGGCAGCCUACAUCUGUAUUUCUCAUCCUUAAAAGACAAAAACAUUAUGCUGUAACUGUUAAGCUCAGAUAGUGUAAGCUGAUUCAUUUUUUUUUUCCAAGGUUAAAUCAAAUAAGAUUAUUGCUUUCUUCACCCUGAAUUUGAGGCUGGAAAAGAUAUUUUAAGAGAAGUGAAUGUAAUAGUGCAACAUCAUAUUGAUUAUAUAUAUAUACACGUGUCUUCUACCUGGACCCUCCUUGUAUUGUGAGACCUAUGGCAUUUAUGGAGGAUUAAUUACCAAUGGAUGUACUUAUAUUUAAAGGUUAGAUUACCUCAUCCAUGUCUCAUAUUAAAGGCCAAUACAGUGAAGCAACA